This is a messenger RNA of Pomacea canaliculata, 2311 nucleotides long. RefSeq lists its product as uncharacterized. The transcript has 3 exons. The coding region runs from base 563 to 1063 and encodes 166 amino acids. NCBI's taxonomy places the organism in Eukaryota, Metazoa, Mollusca, Gastropoda, Architaenioglossa, Ampullariidae. Gene Ontology annotation, cellular component: plasma membrane. The record is from RefSeq and is a predicted model, not a curated record.
AGUUUGUUUUAUUAAGUUCAGGUAAGCGCUGUGCCAUGUCUGUAUGCAAGAGCAAUAGGCAUCUGAAAUCUUUUGUGCCAUCAGUAGUCCAGCUACUCAAUCACAGAUGAACUGUCAGUGCUGUAUGUGUGUGUAGGUGUGCAUAGGAAUGUCUUGUCCAUAUCUCUCAUUGCUCUUAUUAAUGUUAAUAUCACUAUUCCACUCUAUCGAAAUUUUGAUUUUUUUUUUUUAGUAAUAUAGAGCACAUCUCCCACUCGAAUCGCCCAAUGGUACAAAUAAAGCUGGUUAUUGUUAUUGUUCACCAAAAGAUUGAUUAAAAUUUGUUUUCCGGGAACUUAUUGUAGAAGUUUUCGAUCAAGUACCCCAGCUGCUAGCUCAGUGAGUGGGCAGGAGUAGGGAUGUAGGGAGACUGCGGCUAAUCAACACAAAGCUGUUGCCAGCGAUCUGUUACCCGGUCUUACCUCCCCACUUCCAUCCCCACAACCCCACCUACAAGGUGUCUCGUGUCCUCGUCAGCCCUCGAUGUUACCUGGUUUCAAAACCGACAAAGUUCAGGCAAAAGAUGGCUUUCAAGGUGCCCAAGAUUCCAGUCUGUGUGGCGAUCGCCUGCUGUGGGGUGGCUUUGAUAUUCCAGCUCGUGGCUGUAGUGGGAACCGGGUGGCAGGUCGGUGAGAUACAAUACCCGAACGGGAUUGUACAUGAAGAGGAUGGACUGUUUCGUGGCUGCAUCAAUGAUGUGUGCAUGGAAGUGCAAUCCACCUGGUUGCCAAACUGGUGGAAGGCAUGCCAGGCGUUCUCCAUCCUGGGCCUGUUGACCAUCGCCGGAGGUCUGCUUGCUGGGAUUCAACAUGCUGUCUCUGAAAACACGGCCAAGGCCUCUCUUGCUGGCAUUGCCACGUGCUUGUCUUCCACUGUGUUCCUGACUAUAGAAGUUGCCGUGUUUGGUGCCAAGUCGUCUGAGAGUUCAGCAUAUCAGUUUGAUUACGGAUUUUACCUGUCCAUUGCCGCAUGUGUUCUUAGUUUCAUUUCUGCUGUCCUCUUUGCAGUAGGAUUACGGCUGUAAUUAUCCAUUACUUUUUGUCUUUUUUGUCUAACUAGAAAGGAAGGAAGAGAAACUUGUAAGCAGGAAUUUAGUUAUACUGUCACAAUGAGCUACUGGCAAUUUCAUAGUUUUCAUUCAGUGGCAUAGGAAGAUGCUCAGUUUUUUGUUUUCUUUUUUUGAAGGGGGAUGCACUCCAUUCAUAGUGAACAUUCAGUAUCUAUUCAGAGGCGGAUUUCGUUUGCAUCCCUUGUUCUUAUGCCACUUCAUAUGUGAUUCCACAUUGACAUUUUCACGUUUAUCUUUUCACAAAUUUUUAUUAGAAUGUGACCAUAUUAUAAUGUCGUAUCUCCAAAAGAUCUCCCUUUAUGAAAUCUGCCAUACAAAACACUGAAAGUUCUAGCAUUGAUUGUAUUUUUAAUAUUUGAACACUUAUUGCUAAUAAACUUAUUAGAAAUUGAAACGAGUCUGGUCAUUGUUAGGAGCCUCAACACCACAUUUGUCUUUCCUGCUACACACCACAGUAGGUAAGCAAACGACCAUGACACUCCUGUCUUUGUAAGGUAAAGAGAGUGAGUCCAGCUUUACCUGAGGGUGGUUCCUAUCCUCUCUUCUUUUCCGCCUUAUCCUCCCUCCCCUAACCCUCUAUGAAAUCAUGUAAGCUGGGUGUACCUGGGGAGGUGAACAGCGUGACACGGGUGGUGAGACUUUCAGAUGGGACCCCAACUAUACACUCGGCUACACUCUUCCUGUCUUUGUGCCUUUCACUAAAUACUCAGUCAUCCAUAACAUUUUACGGAUUCCUGCUUGCGAAAAAAGUUUGCUUCCCGGAACUCUGUGUGACCCAGAAACUUCACUGUGCCUAUAAGCUUUCAGGUAUUGCAUAGAUUCUAUUUUCAACACCUGUCCCUAGAAAACUAAACCGAAAAUGAAACAUUCGGUUUUUCACAGAAACCCCCACGUCCCCUUUGUGCACAUCUGGUACACAUUUUGUUGUCAUGGAAACGACCCACGAUGUCGCCUUCAUUUUGUAUGCUUGACAGCGCAGAUGUUGUGCCUGUCAUCUCAUAAGAUGAAUGAAUUACGAGCAGAUGAUAGCAAGGUCGAAAAGGGAGUCAGCAUUUGGACCUUGUAGUAAUAAUACCACGCACAUUAGUUUCAGCAGGAAUGUAAGCUUGUUGUUGUUUGUUCGUUAUGUUUUUACAAUGUGCCGUGAACUUGAUUAUGACCAUACUACAGCGGUUCUCAACCUUUUACGUGUGACGACCCCCC